This is a messenger RNA of Sphaeramia orbicularis (orbiculate cardinalfish), 5096 nucleotides long. RefSeq names its product carboxylesterase 2b (gene ces2b). The transcript is spliced from 38 exons. The record is from RefSeq and is a predicted model, not a curated record. Bases 16 to 4884 code for a protein of 1622 amino acids. Lineage: Eukaryota; Metazoa; Chordata; Actinopteri; Kurtiformes; Apogonidae.
CUGGUUGUUCACAACAUGCAACCUCUGACGCAGUUCACAUCGACGAUCAUCAUGGAGUUCCAUGCAAUGAAAACUCUACUUCUAACCUUUGCAUUUGGUCUGUCUUGGUAUGUAAGUGCAGACCAACACGCACCUGUAGUCCAUACAAAACUCGGGAGCCUUAGAGGUGAGUAUGUGAGUGUGAAGGGGAAAGACAGUGGAAGCCACACCUUCCUGGGUGUACCUUUUGCAAAGCCACCUGUAGGACCUGCUCUGAGACUGGCUGCACCUCAGCCUGUGGAAGCAUGGGAAGGAGUGAGAGAAGCCACCCGGCAACCACUUAUGUGCAUUCAAAAUAAACAAGUUAUUGAUGACCUGUUUUCAAAAUUUGGCUUGGAGGCAGAAAUCCCAGACGUUUCAGAAGACUGCCUUUACCUCAACAUUCAUGCACCUGCAAACAGAGCACCUGAUGCCAGACUCCCAGUCAUGGUGUGGAUCCAUGGGGGAGGUUUUUAUAUGGGAAGUGCCUCAGUGUAUGAUGGUUCUGCCCUGGCUGUUUAUCAGGAUGUGGUUGUGGUUGCAAUCCAGUAUCGCUUAGGACUUCUGGGUUUUCUCAGCACCGGAGAUGACAGCAUUUCUGGAAACUUUGGUCUGCUGGACCAGGUAGAAGCUCUGAAGUGGGUCCAGCAGCACAUUCACAACUUUGGUGGAAACCCAGAUCUAGUCACCAUAUUUGGGGAGUCUGCUGGUGGAGUCAGCGUGUCUCUCCUGCUUCUUUCACCACUAUCAAAAGGUUUGUUCCACCAUGCAAUCGCUGAAAGUGGCACAGCUGCAAUAGACUAUUUGUUUUCUGCUGAUCCUCUUCCAAAUGCAAAGAUGGUGGCAAAUAUUUCUGGCUGUAGCUUUGAAAGCACAGAGAGAUUUGGCGACUGCAUGAGAAGCCUUGACAUGGAUACUGUUAUGACUGUCGCAGAGGAUAUAAAUUUGAGAUAUACGAUAAAUGUUGAUGGACACUUCCUGAGAAAACCUGUGGAUGAGAUGUUCCGUAAUCACGAACUUAUCACUGUGCCAUUCAUGACUGGGAUUAACAGUGAUGAAGGUGGCUAUUUACUAUCUCAUUACUUUGCUCCUCAAAACUGGACAGAGGGAAUGGAUCGGGAGACUGUGAAGAACAUACUGUCCAUUUUCUUGCCUGGUGCAGAUUUUCUGGAUUUGAUAUUGGAUGAAUACGCUGGAAAUGGUGAAGAUAGAGUGAAAAACAGAAAAGGAUUUACUGACAUCCUUGGAGACAUUAUAUUCAGUAUUCCAGCCAUUAAAACAGCAAAUGUCCACAGAGAUGCAGGAGCCACUGUAUACUUUUAUGAGUACCGGCAUCCACCAUCUUUCUUGAAGGCAAGUAGACCAAGUUUUGUUGGAUGUGACCAUGGGGAUGAAAUCUUUUCAGUAUUUGGAUUUUGCUUCACAACUACUUAUGUCAGAGUAUCAGGUAAUUGCCUUGAAGAGGAUGAACAGAUGAACAGAAUCACGAUGGCAUACUGGGGGAACUUUGCUCGUACAGGGUCUCCUAAUGGGGGUGGCCUUGUGGAGUGGCCAAAGUAUGGAGCAGAAGAAGAAUAUCUGGAGAUCGAUACGAAGCAGGUGGUCCAUCAACACCUGAGGAAGGAGCGGUUUGUCUUCAUGACUCAGACACUGCCCAAGAAGAUGCAAGAGCAAGAGAAGACGGGGCACACACCUGUAGUCCAUACAAAACUCGGGAGCCUUAGAGGUGAGUAUGUGAGUGUGAAGGGGAAAGACAGUGGAAGCCACACCUUCCUGGGUGUACCUUUUGCAAAGCCACCUGUAGGACCUGCUCUGAGACUGGCUGCACCUCAGCCUGUGGAAGCAUGGGAAGGAGUGAGAGAAGCCACCCGGCAACCACUUAUGUGCAUUCAAAAUAAACAAGCUAGUACUGACCUGUUUUCAAAACUCAGCUUGGAGGCAGAAAUCCCAGACAUUUCAGAAGACUGCCUUUACCUCAACAUUCAUGCACCUGCAAACAGAGCACCUGAUGCCAGACUCCCAGUCAUGGUGUGGAUCCAUGGGGGAAGUUUUACUAUGGGAAGUGCCUCAUUGUAUGAUGGUUCUGCCCUGGCUGUUUAUCAGGAUGUGGUUGUGGUUGCAAUCCAGUAUCGCUUAGGACUUCUGGGUUUUCUCAGCACCGGAGAUGACAGCAUUUCUGGAAACUUUGGUCUGCUGGACCAGGUAGAAGCUCUGAAGUGGGUCCAGCAGCACAUUCACAACUUUGGUGGAAACCCAGAUCUAGUCACCAUAUUUGGGGAGUCUGCUGGUGGAGUCAGCGUGUCUCUCCUGCUUCUUUCACCACUAUCAAAAGGUUUGUUCCACCAUGCAAUCGCUGAAAGUGGCACAGCUGCAAUAGACAUGGUGGUGUCUGAUGAUCCUCUUCCAAGUGCAAAGAUGGUGGCAAAUAUGUCCGGCUGUAGCUUUGAAAGCAAAGAGAGAUUUGGCGACUGCAUGAGAAGCCUUGACAUGAAUACUGUUGUGACUAUCGCAGAGGAUAUAAAUGUGAGAUAUACUAUAAAUGUUGAUGGACACUUCCUGAGAAAACCUGUGGAUGAGCUGUUCCGUAAUCAUGAACUUAUCACCGUGCCAUUCAUGACUGGGAUUAACAGUGAUGAAGGUGGCUAUUUACUUUCUGAUUUCUUUGCUCCUCAAAACUGGACAGAGGGAAUGGAUCGGGAGACUGUGAAGAACAUACUGUCCAUCUUCUUCCCUGGUCCCAAACAGGCAGAUUUUCUAGAUUUGAUAUUGGAUGAAUACACUGGAAAUGGUGAGGAUAGAGUGAAAAACAGAAAAGGAUUUACUGACAUCCUUGGAGACAUUAUAUUCAAUAUUCCAGCCAUUAAAACAGCAAAUGCCCACAGAGAUGCAGGAGCCACUGUAUACUUUUAUGAGUACCGGCAUCCACCAUCUUUCUUGAAGGCAAGUAGACCAAGUUUUGUUGGAUGUGACCAUGGGGAUGAAAUCUUUUCAGUAUUUGGAUUUUGCUUCACAACUACUUAUGCCAAAAUAUCAGGUAACUGCCUUGAAGAGGACCAACAGAUGAAUAGGAUCAUGAUGGCAUACUGGGGGAACUUUGCUCAUACAGGGUCUCCUAGUGGGGGUGGCCUUGUGGAGUGGCCAAAGUAUGGAGCAGAAGAAGAAUAUCUGGAGAUCGAUACGAAGCAGGUGGUCCAUCAACACCUGAGGAAGGAGCGGUUUGUCUUCAUGACUCAGACACUGCCCAAGAAGAUGCAAGAGCAAGAGAAGACGGGGCACACACCUGUAGUCCAUACAAAACUCGGGAGCCUUAGAGGUGAGUAUGUGAGUGUGAAGGGGAAAGACAGUGGAAGCCACACCUUCCUGGGUGUACCUUUUGCAAAGCCACCUGUAGGACCUGCUCUGAGACUGGCUGCACCUCAGCCUGUGGAAGCAUGGGAAGGAGUGAGAGAAGCCACCCGGCAACCACUUAUGUGCAUUCAAAAUAAACAAGCUAGUACUGACCUGUUUUCAAAACUCAGCUUGGAGGCAGAAAUCCCAGACGUUUCAGAAGACUGCCUUUACCUCAACAUUCAUGCACCUGCAAACAGAGCACCUGAUGCCAGACUCCCAGUCAUGGUGUGGAUCCAUGGGGGAGGUUUUACUAUGGGAAGUGCCUCAUUGUAUGAUGGUUCUGCCCUGGCUGUUUAUCAGGAUGUGGUUGUGGUUGCAAUCCAGUAUCGCUUAGGACUUCUGGGUUUUCUCAGCACCGGAGAUGACAGCAUUUCUGGAAACUUUGGUCUGCUGGACCAGGUAGAAGCUCUGAGGUGGGUCCAGCAGCACAUUCACAACUUUGGUGGAAACCCAGAUCUAGUCACCAUAUUUGGGGAGUCUGCUGGUGGAGUCAGCGUGUCUCUCUUGCUUCUCUCGCCGCUAUCAAAAGGUUUGUUCCACCAUGCAAUCGCUGAAAGUGGCACAGCUGCAAUGGACUCGUUGGUGUCCGAUGAUCCUCUUCCAAGUGCAAAGAUGGUGGCAAAUAUUUCCAGCUGUAGCUUUGAAAGCACAGAGAGAUUUGGCAACUGCAUGAGAAGCCUUGACAUGGAUACUGUUAUGACUGUCGCAGAGGAUAUAAAUGUGAGAUAUACUAUAAAUGUUGAUGGACACUUCCUGAGAAAACCUGUGGAUGAGCUGUUCCGUAAUCACGAACUUAUCACUGUGCCAUUCAUGACUGGGAUUAACAGUGAUGAAGGUGGCUAUUUACUUGCUGAUUACUUUGCUCCUCAAAACUGGACAGAGGGAAUGGAUCGGGAGACUGUGAAGAACAUACUGUCCAUCUUCUUCCCUGGUGCAGAUUUUCUAGAUUUGAUAUUGGAUGAAUACACUGGAAAUGGUGAAGAUAGAGUGAAAAACAGAAAAGGAUUUACUGACAUCCUUGGAGACAUUAUAUUCAAUAUUCCAGCCAUUAAAACUACAAAUGCCCACAGAGAUGCAGGAGCCACUGUAUACUUUUAUGAGUACCGACAACCACCAUCUUUCUUGAAGGCAAUUAGACCAAGUUUUGUUGGAUGUGACCAUGGGGAUGAAAUCUUUUCAGUAUUUGGAUUUUGCUUCACAACUACUUAUGCCAAAAUAUCAGGUAACUGCCUUGAAGAGGACGAACAGAUGAAUAGGAUCAUGAUGGCAUACUGGGGGAACUUUGCCCAUACAGGGUCUCCUAAUGGGGGUGGCCUUGUAAAGUGGCCAAAGUAUGGAGCAGAAGAAGAAUAUCUGGAGAUCGAUACGAAGCAGGUGGUCCAUCAACACCUGAAGAAGGAGCGGUUUGUCUUCAUGACUCAGACACUGCCCAAAAAGAUGCAAGAGCAAGAGAAGACGGGGCACAGUGAAUUGUAGAACAAUCGACUCUCAUUAAAUCAACACCGUAAUCACUCAGUAGCAAACUACGAACUACAGUCACACAAACCAGGGGAAACUAAUCUGAUGAAUACCAGAUCUACUGCACAUCACAGGCCAACUGGAGCCACUUGUUUGUCUAUAUAGACAAGUGAGGUUGUAAUGAUGAUAGCACACAUUAGCUUUAGAUACUCUUAGAUGGGGUUUUAGUA